Molecule: messenger RNA, 739 nt
Organism: Dermacentor silvarum
Lineage: Eukaryota; Metazoa; Arthropoda; Arachnida; Ixodida; Ixodidae
Exons: 4
Coding region: 122-667 (181 amino acids)
Source: RefSeq, a predicted model, not a curated record
GGUGAAACAUAAAAAGCAGUCAAAUCACAGGAAAGAUAGUUAGGUCUACAAGCAACGCGUUGAAACUUGCAUGUAAGUACAUCAUUGUUUAAAGCAGCUGCAAGAAUUGGAGGACAACAUCAUGAAGCAAUUAUUCACGGCCGUCUUUUUUCUAAGCGUCUUUCUGUUCACAGCCCCUGCUUACAAGCUUCCCGAGAAUGAGUACACGGUGGAAGCCAUAUUUGGCAACAGCUCCAGGGAGGCAGCUGAGGAAGCCGUCCUAGUGGGUUUCAUUCUGCGCAUUGCUGCAAGUGAACUUGGGCAGGAUGACGCUCAAAACGGCGAGACCGACGAGUACUCGUUUCACAGCUUCUGGGCAAAGCUUGGAAAUGCAGUUAAGAAAGCUAGCGAUACAGCUGUUGUUUUCCUCUACAACCUUGGAAAGGAAGUAAAGUACUCCGUAAAAGAAGUCGUAAAAGCCGCUGCAAAUGCGGCAUUGGAGACAGCAAAAGAGAAAGCUAGCGAGAAAGCCGUUGUCAUCGUGACAAAGAUAUUGGACGACAUCAUGGCCAACACUGAGUCAUUGGAUUACAAGAGCAACGCCGAAUUUGUCAAUCAUUUGGGCAGGAUUCUUGAUCAAGUGGGACAGUGGUUUGUCGAAGAAGGCUCAGAGAUGCUUCGACAGUAAGAAGAGCGCCAGACUCUCUCAAUGUGGUGGGAUAUUCGCGAGGGGUUCCUGAUAUGCCCAGUUGCCUAUCUA